AUGCACAUACAACACUGGGUCGGGUCACCUGACCCGCCCCCAAGAGAGCACUUGUGUCGGUUACCUCGGUUCCCCGCCUCAAGACGACAAUUCAGCACAUCUGCCGUUCAAACGAUCACGCAAACCCCGCUUUCGACCAAGCAAACACGAUGGUUCCCCCCGACGGAUCAGGGUUUGAUCGCCAGCCUCACGGCGAGCCACGCCCAAACGCGCUUGGAGGCGAACACAAAUCAGACACCACUCGGCCAGGACCCGCGCGGCCGUCUUGAGGCGGACCUCUUGCUGAUUGCGGCUCACAAGGGCAAUCACACCCCAGAUGAAGAGCCGCCAAUAGUGCACACCGAUAAGAGGUCCAACAAGGUUGACGCCAGCGCCUGGUUUCCGUUCAAGAGCAAGCUGGACCUGGUGGCUUCCCUCUUAAUUGGCCAUACGCGCUCAAUGCUGUCAAGAUCACUCUACAAACGUAUCAGUGCGCUCUUAGAGGUGUGUGGACUCAAACUGCUGCAAUGGGCUGCGGUCCGGGAGUCACGCAAGAGGAUUCGGGAUUUACUAGGGAACAAGGUUCAAACAGAUGUUUUGGUUUUUGAUACUCCAUGCUACGCACUGAGUAGCCAAAAAAUCAUCAGCCAGGAAUUGGCCAGGCAUAUGCGGAGUCAACAGAUGGAUUGA
Messenger RNA from Puccinia triticina, 669 nucleotides. RefSeq lists its product as uncharacterized. The coding region runs from base 1 to 669 and encodes 222 amino acids. The record is from RefSeq and is a predicted model, not a curated record. The transcript is spliced from 4 exons. Lineage: Eukaryota; Fungi; Basidiomycota; Pucciniomycetes; Pucciniales; Pucciniaceae.